AUUUCGAUAUAAUGCUGUGCUUUUGAUAUUUAAUUCAGAAUCGUGCGCACCGCUAACAAGUCCGUCGCACAUGAAACACCCGCCAUAUUCCUACCAGUUGCGCUUUCGCUUUGGAGAUAAAACAACCACUCCUGCUCCUAAAUUCAUCUUUGAGAUAGAGAGUGGGUGGUCAAAAUGCAGGCAUAUCCUCAAGGCCAACAACCGGUGAUCAACCAACCAGCUGUGACGGUACAGCCAGCACCACAGACAGUAAUUCAGGUGACUCAAGUGACUGGCAAUCCCAUGAUGCCUCGCGGGCCAUCACGUGACUGGUCUACGGAUAUGUGCGGAUGCUGUGACGAUAUGACCAUUUGUCUGUGUACGACAUUUGUGCCCUGUCAUUCAUGCAUGCUGGCCGCUGAUAUGGAUGAGUCCUGCUGCGUGCCUAUGUGCAUCCCGUCCGCUCUCAUCGCUAUGCGUGCAGUUGUACGUUCACGCCACAACAUCACUGGCAACCUGAUGAACGAUUGUGCUUGCAUGACCUUCUGUGGCCCUUGCACCACCUGCCAGCUGGGACGCGAAUUGAAGAUGAUCAAGAAUGGACGCGCUAUGCCAUAAACGCAUGUCGUGACGUCACAGUCGCUGGACGACGCUACUAAGGAGACGCGAGGAAAAGGGGCGGGUGUAGCAUGUUGUAGAAUUCGAAAUUGAUUUAAUGUAAUUCACUUCACGUUCUUUCACUUUGUUAAUGGUUGUGCCUUUACUUUCAAAAAGUUUCGUAAGUAUUCACGUGUUGGUUCUUUUGACAUGGAUGUCAACUGACUCCUUUGUAGAUAUUUCAUCAUUUUUAAAUCGCGGGUUUUAAUGCCCCUUUCUAUCAUAAUUGUACUAUUCUUAUAUCUAUUGAAAGUUCAGAAUACUCUGACUGUUACUCCUAAAAGCCUCUCCUUUUUUUGAGGGGGAGAGGGGUUUCAUCUUAUCUUAAAGGGUAAAGACAUGGCACAGCCGUAUGUCCAUGAAAUUCCGGGGGCAACACUACUGGAAGUUUAUUCUAUACCGCACCGUAAUGUGUUUCAGAGUGUGUCUUUGUGUUGGGUUUUUGUGUAUAAAGGAGAUAGGUGUGUUAUUUCUCUGUGGAGUAGACUUGAAUGUCUGAUUCUAUUCAGCUUGUUAUAGACUCAUCCACUGAUCGUGGUUAAUGCACUUAACAUUGCACUAUUCGCAGUGCACCAUCAGAUUUUGUCUAUAAAACCAUAAAAACGGUGAUUAUCCUUUGAAAAUUUGCAGACCGUACCAAUUCUUUACCAAAUUGGUAUAAUAAAUGGAAUUUGGCGGUCUUUUAUUACUUGCCCAACCAUGGAUUAUGUCAAUAUUCAAUACCAAACUUUUCGCCAGAGAAGGGGGUACAAAGUUCAGUCGUUAGUAUGGUUUAUGCUUUACUUAUAGGGGUUGG
This is a messenger RNA of Lytechinus variegatus (green sea urchin), 1432 nucleotides long. RefSeq names its product cornifelin homolog. The record is from RefSeq and is a predicted model, not a curated record. The transcript is spliced from 5 exons. The coding region runs from base 175 to 597 and encodes 140 amino acids. Lineage: Eukaryota; Metazoa; Echinodermata; Echinoidea; Temnopleuroida; Toxopneustidae.